Messenger RNA from Daldinia loculata, 1864 nucleotides. RefSeq lists its product as uncharacterized. The coding region runs from base 236 to 1606 and encodes 456 amino acids. Gene Ontology annotation, cellular component: transcription export complex 2. Gene Ontology annotation, biological process: post-transcriptional tethering of RNA polymerase II gene DNA at nuclear periphery; poly(A)+ mRNA export from nucleus; transcription elongation by RNA polymerase II. The transcript has 6 exons. Lineage: Eukaryota; Fungi; Ascomycota; Sordariomycetes; Xylariales; Hypoxylaceae. Gene Ontology annotation, molecular function: RNA binding; double-stranded DNA binding. The record is from RefSeq and is a predicted model, not a curated record.
ACCAAUCAGAACAAUGUAAACUCACAAGGACUACAAAGAAUGCUUCUCAACUUUCAGGCGUCCAACAUUCAACCAGGUGUUAGUGAGUAGGAGAUGACAAGACUAAAGACAUACUAAUAUACCAUGUUCAAUUAAUUACCUUUAUAAUUGUUUAAUUCUUCACUUUUGAAACCUUAUAGUCUCCAAUCCUCCUUGCACCUCGUUCCAGCUCGUGCACCUCUUCUUCUCAGCAGCCAUGGAUUCGCUCAUUAAGGAAUUUAGGACGGCAUAUGCCGAGAUGAAAGGUGACCGGCUUGCCGAAACCAUUCGGCCAGAUACGCAGACGUACGCAUCGAAGUUACAGUCUAUUUGGGGUCGGGGAAACCAACGGGAUGCUACAGCCGACCUCAAUUUCUUAUUCUACACGGACCCUUCGCGUCCCAGGCUGUCUCAAGAGGAGACAACAGGUUGGUUCGAGAUUUAUUUUUCCUACUGGAAUGCGAUCGGAGAAAUACUCGCCGUUGAAGGUCUACGAAAUGAUACGAAGAAGUCAUCCAAGCCGUCAUGGACGAAGGUAUAUGAAGCGUGGAAGAAUUUAACAUUACAAGUCAUCCGUGGAUAUACGCAUCAUGAAUUCGAGAACUGGACUAUUCCAUGCCUGUACGUUGCGGGGAGGUAUUUGCGACUGUUUGCCAUCCGAGCAGACGAGGAGAGAAAAACCAGCACCGAGUAUAGUACCGAGGCCGUGAUGCAAGAUGACUUCGACCCGGAGUAUGAAGAGCAUAAGAUGCUAGAGGACUGUACACGGCACCUUAAUAGAAUUUUUCAAACCUGCUUGAACGAUAGAGCGCCACUGGAAGAAUCCCGUAAAUGGGGCAUCUACUAUGCCAUCAAUCUCCUAUUCAAGAGUUACUUCAAACUUAACUCCGCCACGCUAUCUAAAAAUGUCCUGAAGGCGAUCCAAGCAGGACGGGGAGAUAUGCCGACGCUCGACAAAUUUCCCAAGUCGCAGCAGGUCACCUUCAAGUAUUAUGAAGGAGUUUUGGCAUUCCUUGAGGAAAAUUACGUGGAGGCCGAACAACAUCUUACUACAGCCUGGCAUAUGUGCCAUAAAGACUCCAAGAGGAAUCUUGAGUUAAUAUUAACUUAUCUUAUUCCGUGUCAUCUCCUCACAACACACACGCUACCUAGUUCCGAAUUGCUCGAGCCAUUUCCACGACUACAGCAACUCUUCUUACCUUUGGGUGUGGCAAUCAAAAAGGCGGACCUUCGCGCAUUCGAUGCUGCGCUACGGGACGGCGAAAAUGAGUUUAUUAAACGACGCAUCUAUCUCACCCUGGAACGUGGUCGCGACAUCGCCUUGAGAAAUCUUCUCCGCAAAGUUUUCAUUUCGGGUGGCUUUGAGGAAGGGAAGGAUGGUGCUGCACCUGUUCGUCGCACGAGGAUACCGGUGGCUGAGUUUGCUGCGGCGAUAAAGAUCAGCGGCGGAGGAGACAUCGAUACUGAUGAAGUAGAGUGUCUCCUAGCCAAUAUGAUCUAUAAGAACUUAAUGAAGGGAUAUAUUGCCCACGAGCGCGGUUUUGUGGUGCUGAGCAAGAAUGGCGCGUUUCCCGGGACAAAAGUUUGAGUCAACGAAUCGAAUGGGUGGGUAGAAAAGUGAGGAACACAUCUGUCUUCCGAUAGAAUGAGGCGAUGAGUAGGCGACGCUUUAAGUACGUGUCGUUAGCCUGGGCAACUAGGAGGAUGUUGACCGAGGAGGGAUAUUGAGAUGCCUUGCAUAAAGGAUGCGACCUACGGGUGCGGGGAAGAAUGGUGCUACUGAAUUCGGGUAUGAUUAGAUCCCGCCCUGCAGCCUCCUCUUAAUUCGUCUAUAGAGCGAAUAAGA